This is a messenger RNA of Myotis davidii, 923 nucleotides long. It is a transcript of the gene TMEM163, whose product is annotated as transmembrane protein 163. Gene Ontology annotation, molecular function: zinc ion binding. Gene Ontology annotation, cellular component: synaptic vesicle membrane. The transcript has 9 exons. Lineage: Eukaryota; Metazoa; Chordata; Mammalia; Chiroptera; Vespertilionidae. The record is from RefSeq and is a predicted model, not a curated record. Bases 1 to 780 code for a protein of 259 amino acids.
AUGGGGGCCACAAGCAAUCACCCCCUCUCCGCCGGGAGGCACCUGCGCCCGGUGCGUCCUCCGCCCCAGCCCCUCCGACUUCGCGGGCUCCGGGAUGACUUCCCUCUGCGGGGCUUACUAGAAAGCAGCACCCGCCUGAAACCUCACGAAGCCCAGAACUACAGGAAGAAGGCCCUGUGGGUCUCCUGGUUCUCCAUCGUUGUGACACUGGCCCUGGCCGUGGCUGCCUUCACUGUCUCCGUUAUGAGGUACAGCGCCUCUGCUUUUGGGUUUGCAUUUGAUGCCGUCCUCGAUGUCCUGUCGUCGGCGAUCGUCCUGUGGCGCUACAGCAACGCGGCCGCCGUGCACUCUGCCCACAGGGAGUACCUAGCCUGUGUCAUCCUGGGGGUGAUAUUCCUUCUGUCAUCCUUGUGUAUAGUGAUCAAAGCCAUCCAUGACCUCUCCAUUAAGCUGCUCCCAGAAGUGGAUGACUUCCUGUUCAGCGUCUCCAUUUUGAGUGGGAUCCUCUGCAGCACGCUGGCCGUGCUGAAGUUCAUGCUGGGGAAGGUGCUGACCAGCAGAGCGCUCAUAACCGAUGGGUUUAACUCCCUCGUGGGAGGCGUGAUGGGCUUCUCUAUUCUUCUGAGUGCGGAGGUAUUCAAGCAUAAUUCAGCGGUCUGGUACCUGGAUGGCAGCACAGGUGUGCUCAUCGGCCUUAUCAUAUUUGCCUACGGGGUCAAACUCCUCAUCGACAUGGUGCCCAGGGUGAGGCAGACGCGCCACUACGAGAUGUUUGAGUGAAGGGCCCGAGCGCCAGUCUGCAUCUGCAUGAAGACAUCAGGACGACGAGAGGGUCCCACACGGCGGACGGUGCCAGUAUUUAGCUGAACAUCCACUUUCUUAUUUGGAGAGUUUGUGUUCACGGGAACAGGCGUGCCCAGCAG